AUGGAUAACAAUGCUCGAACUGUCCGGUCUUACAAGAGGAACUCUCAUCAUCACCCGCUAAACGAGCUCCUCAACCCAGAGUUGCGCAAGUGCAAGAAAGGCUUAGAAAGCAACGGCCCACCCACGGUACUGCACCCGCCAGAGUGUUCUCGUUCACAAAGUCCAGCAAUGUUGAGUUUCCCCAAGGUCUGCCAAGUAACCAACCUAACGCUAUCCUCUGGGCGUCGGCCAUUAGUGGAUGCACGACCCGAGCUGAGUGUCAUCGUCCUUCAUGAUUGUGAUUGGAAUGGCGAAAUAGUUCUUCUGCUACAAGGUGUCAACUACAAGUCAACUACUUGGGGUACUAUGAGUCGGCUGCUGCGCCAUCGCCGAGCCGCUUGCGUGUACUGGAUGACUUUCCGGUCAGACCCCUCUUCAUAG
Molecule: messenger RNA, 420 nt
Organism: Laccaria bicolor S238N-H82
Lineage: Eukaryota; Fungi; Basidiomycota; Agaricomycetes; Agaricales; Hydnangiaceae
Exons: 8
Coding region: 1-420 (139 amino acids)
Source: RefSeq, a predicted model, not a curated record